Molecule: messenger RNA, 1873 nt
Organism: Myxozyma melibiosi
Lineage: Eukaryota; Fungi; Ascomycota; Lipomycetes; Lipomycetales; Lipomycetaceae
Product: WD40-repeat-containing domain protein
Exons: 2
Coding region: 130-1821 (563 amino acids)
Biological process (GO): mRNA splicing, via spliceosome
Cellular component (GO): catalytic step 2 spliceosome
Molecular function (GO): mRNA binding; protein binding
Source: RefSeq, a predicted model, not a curated record
GUAGUACGACACCCGCUUUUGCUGACAAAACCUUGGCCCAAUAUUGCAUCUGAACCUGGUUGAUCUCGCAGCUCUCGUCCGAUAUCUUGAGUUGAGAUCUUAUAGCAACCUGUGCAGGGCUUGUCAUUGAUGGCUUCCGAAAGCAAAGAAGAUGGAGGAGGGUCACCGAAGCAGACGCCGAUGCCGCUCGAGUCGCUGCCUCCGCUGCCUCAGAUGGCGAUGGCGCCCAUCUCAACAUUUGCCCUCGAGGACAACUCGCAAUCGCAAGCACUGAUGCCUCGCGUGACAGACAAAGUGGUCGCAUACAACCCUACAUACGACGAACUGACUCGUCCAUUCGUCGGUCCAGCAAAUCCAAAAGGCGAUGCCUCUCUUAAACGGAAAAACAUGCUGACCGGAUACGCAGAGGAGCAGGCGUUCAACGACGCUGCGUUCCGGGUUCAGCACCGUACAUUCAAAGCUAUGGGAUACGCGCGCGAUCCCUCGCUUAACCCCGCUAACUCUAGUGGAUUCGCUGGUGACGAGGUGCGCGCUACUGAGAACGAAGGACGGGAUUUACUGGCGAUCAAGACGGCAAAGACAGAGGUUGAGGAGUUAAAAAAGAAGAGACAGAAGAAGGGUGAUUCUGGGACGUUGGACGGUGAUAAUGCGUACAAAGGCCCAUGGGCGACAUACACGGAUCCUAAUGCUUCGUCAUCAGAAGAGUCUUCGUCUGAAGAGUCUGAAGAGAGUGAAGAAGAGCCCCAGGAGGCUGUCACACCAAAAGCCUCUGAUGCUCCGGGAUUCAAGGAAAAGACGCAAUUCCAUGGCUCGAGUUUGUAUGACUACAUGGGUAGAACAUACAUGCAUGUGCCACGCGAUCUUGAUUUCAGCCUCGACAAGGAUCCAGGGGAGCAGGAGUGUUUUAUACCGAAGAGAAGGGUUCAUACUUGGGCAGGUCACAAGAACGGUGUCACUGCUCUGAGGUUUUUCCCGCGACAUGGUCACCUUUUGCUUUCUUCUGGAAUGGAUAAUAAAGUGAAGAUAUGGGAUUGCUACCACGACAGAGAACUAUUGCGAUCAUAUUCUGGCCACUCUCGGACAGUCAAAGAUAUCUGCUUUUCGAACGAUGGAACAAAAUUUUUGUCGGCUUCGUACGACUCUUUUGUUAAACUUUGGGAUACGGAAACCGGACAGUGCAUUUCUCGAUUUUCUACGGGCGCGAUUCCAAACUGUGUCAAAUUCAAUCCAGAUGAUGACAAACAGGACCAGUUUGUGAUUGGAACGUCGAAUAACAAGAUUGUGCAGUUUGAUGUGAAUUCGGGCGAAGUUGUCCAGGAAUACGAUCAUCAUCUGGGCCCGGUCAACAGUAUUCUGUUUGUGGAUGAAAACAGGCGGUUUAUGUCAUCUUCCGACGACAAGAGUCUUCGAGUGUGGGAGUGGCAGAUCAACGUGCCUAUUAAAUUUAUUGCGGAUCCCAUGCAACACUCGAUGCCGACUCUCGCUCUACAUCCUACCGGCAAAUACCUGACAGCACAAAGUCUCGAUAACCAGAUUCUCACGUUUGCGGCUACAGAUCGGUUCAAGGCGAACAGGAAAAAGGUUUUCAAGGGCAACAACUGCGCUGGAUAUGCUAUUCAAAUGGACUUUUCGCCAGACGGUCAGUACUUGAUGUCUGGAGACUCAGGUGGUUAUGCGUGCUUCUGGGACUGGAAGACCACAAAGAUGAAGAGCAAGUUCAAAGCGCAUGAGAAGGCUUUGACAUGUAUCGCUGCGCAUCCUCAGGAAACCAGUAAGGUGGUUACGGCGGGUCUGGAUUCGAAGAUUCAUUACUGGGACUAAAGAGAGAUGCAUGUAAUAUAUUUAGUUAUAAUUUGGGCAGAUGUUUUCGUGU